AGGGGCCUGCGUGCCCCGCCGGGGUCCGUGCGCUGCCCGCCAUGCCCGGCCGCCCCGACGAUUACGAGGUGCUGCUCACCAUCGGCGCCGGCUCCUACGGGAAGUGUCGCAAGGUGCGCCGCAAGGCCGACGGCAAGAUCUUGGUAUGGAAGGAGCUGGACUACGGCGCGAUGACGGAGUCGGAGAAGCAGAUGCUCGUGUCGGAGGUGAACUUGCUGAGGGAGCUGCGGCACCCGAACAUCGUGCGCUACUACGAUCGCAUCAUCGACAGGAGCAGCACCACCCUGUACAUCGUCAUGGAGUACUGCGAUGGGGGGGACCUGGCCAGCUUGAUAGCCAAGUGCGCGAAAGAAAGGCAUUUCUUGGAUGAAAACUUUGUUCUCCGAGUGUUGACUCAAUUAACGUUGGCCUUGAAGGAGUGUCACAGACGGAGCGAUGGUGGAGUCACUGUGCACCGUGACCUGAAACCAGCAAAUGUCUUUCUAGAUAGCAAGCAGAAUGUGAAACUUGGAGACUUUGGACUGGCUAGGAUAUUGCACCAUGACACCAGCUUUGCCACAACGUUUGUUGGCACUCCCUAUUACAUGUCUCCAGAACAAAUGAACUACAUGUCAUACAAUGAAAAAUCUGACAUCUGGUCACUAGGAUGUCUCAUGUAUGAAUUAUGUGCUCUUUCGCCUCCAUUUACAGCUUACAACCAAAAGGAGCUGUCAGAAAAGAUAAGGGAAGGGAGGUUCAGGCGAAUACCAUAUCGUUACUCAGACGAGCUGAACGACCUUCUCAAGGAGAUGCUGAAUGUAAAGGAUUACUGCCGACCUUCUGUUGAAGAUAUCCUGCAGCACCCCUUGAUAGACGGUGUGGUGACAGAAGAACAAAAACAAAAUUUUGAUAGAAGAGGCUUGAGACCAUGGGUUCCAGAAAGGCUGCAAUACUCAGACGUUGCAGUGAAUGAGCUGAAACGGAAGGAGCAGCAAUUACAGGAGCGAGAGCAAGCCAUUAAAGAGAGAGAACAACGUCUGGAGCAGAGAGAGCGGGAACUCUGUGUUCGGGAGAGACUGGCAGAGGACAAACUUGCUAGAGCUGAAAACCUGAUGAAGAGGUGCAGCUUCCAAAAGCAGCAGCAGGAAGUAACGUGCGUGGAAGGUCCAGAAAUGCCUAUCAGAGCAGAAAAGGACAAAGUAAAAAUGUCCCUAGAAAAUAACGCACUCCCGCUUCCCCUUUCUACAACCAAGAAGAACUCACUAUUAGAUGGAAGUGAAGAGAAAGCUGUGCCUCCUCAUAAUAUGGAAAACUAUCUCCUUUCCAAAGGGAAAAGCUCUGAUCUCAAAAGGCGUCUAUAUGCUGCAAAUCUACGGGCUCAAGCACUGGCUGAACUGGAAAAAAACUAUCAACUAAAGAGCAGACAAAUCUUGGGCAUGCGUUGAAACUGUAACAGAAAUAUUUAUCUUUGAAAAGAAGAUUAAAUGUAUAGGCAGAUACUUGUGCCUCCCUCUCUUAAGCUAGAACCCACUGAAAAAUUUAACAGUUGUAUGAACUCUUAGUUUAUGACAGGUGGUUUAUGAUAAAUGCAUAAGAUGCUAUAUGAUGAAAAUAGGUACUUUUGAUACCAAAUAAAACAAACUGAAUUAACUAUAUUAGUAAAGAAAAAUAUUUUGGUCCUCCUGUUUACCACAUUAUAUUCUUCUAAAAAUAUAAGGAAUGAAUAUGUGGAAAUGAUUUGUUUAAAAUCUGAUGUGAAAAGCUUUUCAGGUGAACAAUGUUCAGAGAUUCACAGUCUGUAGGUUAAAAUGAUGCUGUAUGUAAUGCACAGUUGUUGAUAAAGGAAGUAUUGAUAUUCUGUAUAUGUGGAAAAACAGUGCCUUUUCUGCACUUGUAAAUAUGUUUUAACAAAUUAGCAAAAAGAUUUUAUGUAUCUCUUC
This is a messenger RNA of Hirundo rustica (Barn swallow), 1919 nucleotides long. It is a transcript of the gene NEK2, whose product is annotated as NIMA related kinase 2. The record is from RefSeq and is a predicted model, not a curated record. The transcript has 10 exons. Gene Ontology annotation, biological process: protein phosphorylation. Gene Ontology annotation, molecular function: protein kinase activity; ATP binding. NCBI's taxonomy places the organism in Eukaryota, Metazoa, Chordata, Aves, Passeriformes, Hirundinidae. Bases 42 to 1424 code for a protein of 460 amino acids.